Molecule: messenger RNA, 315 nt
Organism: Ectocarpus siliculosus
Lineage: Eukaryota; Phaeophyceae; Ectocarpales; Ectocarpaceae
Source: the annotation of a GenBank genome assembly
AUGACGACAUUGGGCUUCAUGCUUCAGGGCAUCAUCGCGUGGGGUGUGGUGUCAUAUUCCAUCGCCGAAACCUCUGCGGCUGACGAAGACUUGUCGUCUGGCAUCACCACCAGCGAGUUCCCGCGGUCGGCAAUCAUGUGGACGCUGACAGCGUUGGUACUAUCGGCGCGGACGGGAAGAUAUACCGUCGUGGACAUUAUGGGCUUAAUGUUCGUCACGGUUCCCUUCAAAGCAUUCGUCGAGACGCUCGGCUUCGUGCUCUUGGUCCUGAUGAACGCCCCGGAUUGGCCGAGCGUGGUCUUUCUACCGCCGUAG